Nerophis lumbriciformis (worm pipefish) is the source of this 2565-nucleotide messenger RNA. The record is from RefSeq and is a predicted model, not a curated record. NCBI's taxonomy places the organism in Eukaryota, Metazoa, Chordata, Actinopteri, Syngnathiformes, Syngnathidae.
AUGUCCGUGGAAGAUCAGGGCUACCCCGACCCGUUGGUGUUGCUCAAGGCCGGUCCGGAAUGGAUGCGGGCCGAGAUUCAACGUCUGGCCCGGGAACUGGGCGAAACCACCAACGAGAAGAUCCAGGCAGCUGAGUAUGGGUUGGCGGUACUGGAGGAGAAACAGCAGCUCAAACAGCAGUACGACGAGCUGGAGAUAGAGUUUGAAGGUGUAAGGCAGGAGCUCGACCUACUGAAAGAGGCAUUUGGACAAGCCUACUCCAACCAUCGGAAAGUGGCAGCGGAUGGGGAGAGCCGAGAGGAAUCCCUUAUUCAGGAGUCGGCCUGUAAGGAGGCAUACUAUGAGCAGAGGGUCCUUGAACUGCAGAAUGAGCUUCGCCAAACUCGCAACAUUCUCACUAACACCCAGUCUGAGAAUGAACGCCUGAGCACGAUCUCCCAAGAAAUAAGAGAGAACAGUCAGAUGGUGGAGCUCCAGAGGAAUCAGUUGCGUGAUGACAUCAAGGAGUACAAGUUCCGGGAGGCUCGUCUGCUUCAGGAUUACACCGAGCUGGAGGAGGAAAACAUCUCUCUGCAGAAGCAGGUCUCAGGGCUCAAGCAGAGCCAGGUUGAGUUUGAGGGUUUGAAGCAUGAAAUCCGUCGUCUGGAGGAGGAUAUGCAGUUCCUGAACAGCCAACUUGAGGAUGCCAUCCGCCUAAAAGAGAUUGCAGAGCGACAGCUGGGUGAAGCACUUGAGACCAUCAAGACUGAGCGUGAGCUGAAAGCCUCUCUGAGGAAGGAGCUCUCCCACUACAUGAACAUUGGGGACUCAAUUUACAACACUCCUCUAAGUAUCUCUCUGGACGGCCUCAAAUUCUGCGAUGACGGUACCACCGAGCCCAACAAUGACGAUGCUCUUCACAGCUCCGAGAAUGGCUUCAGCAAGCUGCUCAACGAUGACAACCGUAUAUCCAAAGAGGAGGAGCUAUUCCAGCCGGCACCAAGUCUUGUGGAUGAUAUACUGAGUGAGCUUAACAUCUCUGAGAUCCAGAAGCUUAAGCAGCAACUGAUACAGAUGGAGCGCGAGAAGGUGAACCUGCUUUCCACUCUGCAGGACUCCCAGAAACAACUCGAACAGGCCAAUGGUGCUCUGUCAGAGCAUCAGGAGAAGGUGAAUCGUCUGACAGAGAACCUAAAUGCCAUCCGCAAGCUUCAGGCCAGCAAGGAGCGCCAGUCUGCCCUGGAUAAUGAGAAAGAACGUGAUAGCAAUGAAGACGGAGACUACUAUGAGGUGGACAUUAAUGGGCCAGAGAUCUUGGAGUGCAAGUACAAGGUUGCUGUGUCAGAAGCUGGAGAACUAAAGGAGGAACUCAAGACUUUAAAGGCAGAGUACCAGGCGUGUCAGUCCCGCUAUGAAGAGGAGCGCACCAGGCUGGAGAAUGAUGUCACUACACUCGGAGAGAAGCUUUCCACUCUGGAGAAAACAAGAGGUUUAGAGAAAGAUGAGAAGGACAAAAUGGAGAAGGAGCUACAGAAGUUGAGUGACGUGGCUGGCGAAUCUCAGGGCAGUUUGAAUGUGGCUCAAGAUGAGCUGGUUACGUUCAGCGAAGAACUGGCAACCCUCUACAACCAUGUAUGCAUGUGCAACAAUGAGACUCCCAACCGCGUUAUGCUCGACUUCUACAAAGAGGGCAAGGCAGGGCGCAACAGCCCCGAAGGUCGGGGCCGCCGUUCCCCCAUCCUACUUACCAAGGGCCUCUUCCCGGAGCCUCUUAAGACCGAGGCCAGCGAUGGUGCUCCAUCUCCGGGCUCUUCCCUGCCUUCUCCUGUCUCUGAGCAACGUCGUGAGCCCAUGAACAUCUACAAUCUGGUGGCCAUUAUAAGGGACCAAAUCAAGCACUUGCAGUUGGCUGUUGACCGCACCACAGAGCUGUCUCGCCAGAGGGUGGCAUCUCUGGAACUUGGCACCGUAGCAGAUAAGGAUAAGGAGGCCUGCAUGGAGGAGAUCCUUAAACUGAAAUCCCUCCUCAGCACAAAGAGAGAACAGAUUGCUACACUGAGGACUGUUCUGAAGGCUAACAAGCAGACAGCUGAAGUUGCUCUUGCAAACCUAAAGAGCAAGUAUGAAAAUGAGAAGGCAAUGGUAACUGAGACCAUGAUGAAAUUGAGGAAUGAGCUCAAAACCCUAAAGGAGGAUGCCGCCACCUUUUCCUCCCUCCGUGCUAUGUUUGCCACACGGUGUGACGAGUACGUCACUCAGUUGGAGGCCAUGCAGAGGCAGCUAGCUGCAGCAGAGGAUGAAAAGAAGACCCUCAACUCUCUGCUGAGGAUGGCUAUCCAGCAGAAGCUGGCCCUGACGCAACGCCUGGAGGACCUUGAGUUCCACCACGAGCAGACGCGCCGCACCGGCGUGCGAUCCAAGACCCGUGGCAAAGCCUCUGCAAGCGCUGCCGGCAACCCUAACAUAUGUCAGGGUCCCACCUGCUCCAGCUCUGGCCAAGUCGAGCACAGCAACGCCAUGCCCAGCGGCCUUCUGGGAGGCCCUGCGGUCUUCUGCAGCGAGAAAUGCAAGAUCUACUGCGACUGA